Molecule: messenger RNA, 710 nt
Organism: Lolium perenne
Lineage: Eukaryota; Viridiplantae; Streptophyta; Magnoliopsida; Poales; Poaceae
Product: heavy metal-associated isoprenylated plant protein 39-like
Molecular function (GO): metal ion binding
Source: RefSeq, a predicted model, not a curated record
AUUGCCCAUUCAACUCCAUCGUCGCCCAGACAGAAGCGUCACUGCGCAGGCCGUUCCAAUCCAUUCCACCCUUCCAAAUCCAUCCAUCCCGUUCCGGUUCCGGCUGGGUUGGAUCGAUUGCUGCCAUGAAGAAGGUUGUGCUGAAGCUGGACUUGCACGACAACAAGCAGAAGCAGAAGGCCAUCAAGGCCGUCUCCACCCUCCACGGUAUCGACGAGAUCACCGUGGAUAUGAAGGUGCAGAAGAUGACGGUGGUGGGCACCGUUGACCCGGUGGACGUCGUGGACAAGCUGCGCAGCAAGCUCUUCCCCACGGCGCAGAUCUUCUCCGUCGGCCCCGCCAAGGAGGAGAAGAAGGACGGCGAAAAGAAGGAAGGUGACAAGAAGGAUGAGGACAAGAACGUGGUGUACCCGCCGUACUGGUACCCGCCGCCGCCGUACUACUUCGCCCACCAGGACGACCCCAACUCCUGCGCCAUCCUCUGAUCGACGCGCGCGCCGCCGAGGAGGAGGAGGAGAUUACACUGUACAUAUUGUGCAUAGUUUAGCUGGAGUGCCUGCCGAUCGACCGGGACUCAGCAGCGUACCCGUACCGACCACGGUGAUCGACGGCGUGUAUCGUGUGUUAGAGCAUGUCUAACAGACCCCUUAAAUUUUCGCCCCGUAUAACACGAAAAAAUGGCCCCGUAUUCCAUUUCGAUCGGCCGAAAA